This is a messenger RNA of Megachile rotundata (alfalfa leafcutting bee), 767 nucleotides long. RefSeq names its product Peroxiredoxin 2 (gene Prx2). Gene Ontology annotation, biological process: cellular response to stress; removal of superoxide radicals; cell redox homeostasis. Gene Ontology annotation, molecular function: thioredoxin peroxidase activity. Gene Ontology annotation, cellular component: cytosol. Lineage: Eukaryota; Metazoa; Arthropoda; Insecta; Hymenoptera; Megachilidae. The record is from RefSeq and is a predicted model, not a curated record.
UUCCCAAUUAUUAAAUGCCAGGUAUGUUUUACUAAAACCGGUUACCGGGUCGCACAUUUCUGCAUUUCUUUGUGAACCGACGAAGACGUUAGACGUUACAUUUAAGUGAACGACAGUUUUUUUACUACAAAGAGAAGGAACAAAGAUUAACUAUGCCAGUUCCAGCUAUUCAGAAACCAGCUCCGGCUUUCCGUGGUACUGCAGUUGUCAAUGGUCAGUUUAAAGACAUUUCCCUUUCCGACUAUAAGGGAAAAUAUGUUGUACUGUUCUUUUACCCAUUAGACUUCACAUUUGUUUGCCCAACUGAGAUCAUUGCUUUCUCUGAUCGUGCUCAUGAAUUUGAGCAGAUUGGCUGCAAACUUAUUGCAGCAUCCACUGACUCUCACUUCAGUCAUUUGGCAUGGGUAAAUACCCCACGUAAACAGGGUGGCCUUGGUGAAAUGAACAUUCCUCUUCUUGCUGAUAAAAGCACUAAGAUAGCACGUGAUUAUGGCGUGCUUGAUGAAGAAACUGGAGUUCCAUUCCGUGGUCUUUUCAUCAUAGAUGAUAAACAACACUUACGUCAAGUUACAAUUAAUGAUUUGCCAGUCGGCAGAUCUGUUGAUGAAACAUUGCGUUUGGUUCAAGCAUUCCAAUACACAGAUAAACAUGGAGAAGUAUGUCCAGCUGGCUGGAAACCAGGAAAGAAAACCAUGAAGCCUGAUGUUGUAGGCUCAAAAGAAUAUUUUAAGGACCAAUAAAUAAAAAUAUUCAUAUUUUACUAGAAA